AGAUGAACGCGCCGCCAUUUUGAAAGACAGAAAAAGUUCAUCACACGUCCCGCGAAGUGUUUUCCAAGCCAGCAGGAGCUCUAAUUUGCGAAUUUGUGAAAUUACCUGUGAAGAUUUAGUUGAAAAUAGUGCGAAAGUGUUCGCCGGAGUUCGCUCGAUCGAUUGCUGGCAGAGUGGCUUCGCGAAAUCGUCCAAUUGACGGUGUGAAGUGAAUUUCCGAGUGCGGUCGUGUGAUUUGGGCGCCAAUCCAACGCCACGGCAAGAAAAGUGCAAAAACAAACGCCCGAGGCCCGGAGAGUUGUUGAACGUGGCGGAAUCGGUUGCGAUUCGCUGAAAAGCAAUGCACCCGCUCGGAAUUAUCCUGAAAAUUGAGUUCAUUUCGGUUUUUGUUCCUUGCGGUGAGUUUGUGGGUGAUACAGGGAGUCGGGCGGCGGAGAGUGCGACGAGGCGUCAUAAAAAGUGAGACUUCCGAAAUUGACGAGCGAAAACAAUGGCCGCGCUGGACGGACUAACAAAAUAGUGAAUUUGUGCGCGCCGUUUUCAUGGUGCGGACGGACAAUGUGAGGAGGAGUGCGUAGAAGCGGGAAUAAAAGCGAAGAGAGUGAAAAUUAAGACUUUGAGUUUCGUGUGUGUAAACAAAACACAGAAAAGCGGACAAUGUUUUACGCGCACAUUGUGCUGGCCAAGAAGGGCCCGCUGGCCCGGAUCUGGCUGGCGGCGCAUUGGGACAAGAAGCUGACAAAGGCGCACGUCUUUGAGACGAACAUCGAGCAGUCGGUGGACGGCAUCAUGCAGCCCAAGGUGAAGCUGGCGCUCCGGACGUCCGGGCAUCUGUUGCUGGGAGUGGUGCGGAUCUACUCGCGGAAAGCCAAGUAUCUGCUCGCUGACUGCAAUGAGGCGUUCGUCAAGAUCAAGAUGGCAUUCCGGCCGGGGAUGGUGGAUUUACCAGAGGAGCAUCGCGAGGCUGCCGUGAACGCGAUCACCCUGCCCGAGGUCUUCCACGACUUCGAUACAGCCUUGCCCGAGUUGAACGAUGUCGACAUCGAGGCGCAGUUCUCCAUCAACCAGUCACGGGCGGACGAGAUCACAAUGCGGGAGGACUACGGGAGCAUGCCUAUGUCGAUACACGACGACGGUUUCGGGGACCUGGCGUUCGAUGAGGACACACCUGAUUUGAUGCGCGACGGCGGAGUGGACCCAAAUAUUGAUGAAAAUCUUUUCGCUGAAGAGCAGAAGGACAUUGACCGGGCGAAAGGAGCGAUUCCAGGAACCUCGCGAGAUGACGAUCUGAGUGCGCUGCGGAUAGCAGACGACGGCUUCGGGGAGGAGUUUGGAACAACAGCCGUUGGUCUAUUCGAAGGUGAUAUUUUCGGUGAACCGGCGGCAGAAGAACCCGCUCAACCUGAUGCAGCUGCACUUCAAGCAGCCGACGAGGAUUCCGAUGCCGAUCUCGGACAUUUCGAUGAUGGCGGUGUCUCCCCAAUGCACAGUGACACAGGAUCGCGUCCACCAUCGGCCUUAGAUCAAGCUGGCGCUAGUAGUGAACGCUUUCGGGCACCGUCAGCGAUGCCACCAAUGUCACCGCACGGUAUCGAUGCCCAAGCCCCGCUUGAAGAGAAAGAAGAAGACGCUGCAGCGGUGGCAGACCAAACUACCCUCAUACACAAUGAGGAGGAAAGUUUCGCAUUGGCGCCUGUCGAUGCAUCGGCAUAUAAGGGUGUGACGAAAGCGAAACGGAAACGGAAACUGAUUGUUGAUGAAGUGAAGAAUAUUUCGGGUGAAGAAAUGAAAUCUCAGUUGGCCAAUACCUCGGAUAUCGUGACGACGCUUGAUCUAGCGCCGCCAACAAAGAGGUGGUUGAUGUAUUGGAAGGAGACGGGAGGUGUUGAAAAGCUGUUUGCGCUGCCUUCGAGAGAUAUACCUGCUAGAUUCCUCUUCAAGAAUUAUCAAAGACAUUUGUCGUCUCGUGCCUUCGGUGUGGAAGACUUCUCGGUCCUCGGGCCAAGUGAUGUGUUGGCGCUUGAACAAGCGCAAGAACACGAAUCUCCAACGACCGCCACUAAUCGGCGCGGUCGCAAACGGAAGCUUCCUGCCAUUGUUGAACAAGCCCUGGAAACACCAGUCAUUCCAGAGCCCGAACCAAUUCGUGAAGACCAAAGUCACGUGUCAGCACUGUCGCUGGAUAUGGGCGGGGUUGCUCCGGAUGAUUCUCUAAUGCCACCACCUCAAACUCCUGGUUUUGAACCUCUGCGAAGUCCAGGACAAUUCCCCAUGAGACCAUCGGACCCGAUGACACCUCUCCUGCCCGGUUUACCGCAUCCGCAAGAGCUGGACAUCCAUGAUGAUUUCCAUCACACUGGUCUGACGCCUGCCGGAUUACAGCAUGGUGGCAUGACGCCGCAUCAUGGUGGCAUGACACCACACCAUGGCGGUAUGACACCACAUCAUGGCGGUAUGACCCCGCAUCACGGUGGCAUGACUCCACAUCACGCAGGUAUUGUUGCACAUCACGGUGGCAUCACACCGCAACAUCCGUACAUGGAGCACAUUGAGUCGAUACCAAAUUUGCCUGCUGACCAAGUCACGUCGAUAUUGAAUGAGGCGGAGCAAAAUGGUGCGUCACACGAAGAAAUGCCAUCAUUUGAGGAACAACACGCCGACUUUGGCUCGGCUAAAGGUGCUGACACAUCGGCGGAGAUCGCCAAUGAUUGGGCUGAGGAGUACGAGUUCCCACAAUCGGUGGGACAACCGCAACCUGGUGAGGAGCAGCAAGAGAAUGAGACGGACGAGCAGUUCGAAGAACGUGUCCUUAACAAGAGGGCGGCUCAGAUGUUUGUCGCUGUGCGAAGUCGGCUGAAUAAGAAGGACCCGAUUUACCUGAGUGAGAUGACUUACAAAAAUAAUCGCAAGCAGGCGGCACAAAAAUUCUACUCCCUGCUGGUGCUUAAAAAAUUCCGGGCGCUGGAAAUAUCGCAAGAUAAGUCGUACGGUGACAUUCUGGUUACGAGGGGGCCCAUGUUCGAUAAUCCAAAACUGUAAGGAGGGUGUUAUGGCACGUCAAAGUCCGUGGCGUGGUCGCGAGUAUCGCAAACGUUACCAGUCGCGUUCAACUGCAGCCGAAAUGGUUUCAAACAAACAAAAAAUCUAUUCAAAAGAGGAGGAGUUUGCCGUGUGCCCUGCAUGCCGGAAGCCACGCCUUCCAGUGCCUGCCAAAGGCACACGGCUAAAGAUGUUCAUCGCGAGCAUUCAAAAUAUCGUCGAAACAAAUCAACCGCCUCCGUUGCUGGGCGGACCCCCGCCCACUGGCAUGUGUAAAUAGUAAUUCUACAAAAGAAAUUUUAAGACAGAGAAACUAUAAUACAAAAAAAACGUAGGAAGAAAUUUAGGAAAAAGCGAAAACUGUAAAAUAUUGAACAAAACUUUUUUGGCCUUAUCAAAUUUUCCAUCACUGAGGACAGUGCAGUGACAAAAAAUGGUUUUUACUUAAAAGAAACUCGAAAAAAUCCAAAAAAAUAAACCGACAAACCACAAGUAAGUAAAGGAAACUCUAGUAUUUAGUGGAAAUUGAGAGCGAGCGAGGUAUAGUUGAGGAGGAGGAGCGUGUCUAAGGAAAUUUAGUAGCGAAAUAGGUUACGCUGUGAAUGGGGAGUGGACCGUAGUCAACUUUGUAAUGAAUUUUAAAUUAAGCGUUGCAUGGAGAUGACUCGACCCCGAGUAGAUUUGGUUCAUGUGCAGAGAACAAUAUAUGAGUUACGUGUAAGGACAUUUUAGGGUGUACGCGUCGUGAGUCUGAAUAUAUGUGAAACUGUUUCUUUUUUUUUUCUCUUUUUUCUUGACUUUAAUUUACACACGGAUAGAUACGUUACGGAGCAGACCAUACAAGUGAAAUGUUUUUAACCUUUUUUGUAUAGAGAAAAAGUCAAAAGAUUAGUCCUAAGUCGAAUUAACUUUUAUAAUUUCAGUUUUAAAUUAUUGUAAGUGUUGUUGAUUCGUUCAUUUAAAUGUAAUAUAUUGAUAUGAAAAUA
Molecule: messenger RNA, 4025 nt
Organism: Hermetia illucens (black soldier fly)
Lineage: Eukaryota; Metazoa; Arthropoda; Insecta; Diptera; Stratiomyidae
Gene: vtd
Product: double-strand-break repair protein rad21 homolog
Exons: 8
Coding region: 658-3039 (793 amino acids)
Biological process (GO): replication-born double-strand break repair via sister chromatid exchange; synaptonemal complex assembly; mitotic sister chromatid cohesion
Cellular component (GO): cohesin complex; synaptonemal complex
Molecular function (GO): chromatin binding; protein binding
Source: RefSeq, a predicted model, not a curated record